Molecule: messenger RNA, 716 nt
Organism: Paramecium tetraurelia
Lineage: Eukaryota; Ciliophora; Oligohymenophorea; Peniculida; Parameciidae
Exons: 4
Source: RefSeq, a predicted model, not a curated record
AUGGAGAAGUCUGAAAGACGAUCAUUAGGAGGGACAGUCACAACAUUGAGAUCAUCUAGAGGUGCUGUAUUAGUGAACUAAGAUGGAUCAUAUGCAUAUGUUUGUCCAAUGAAAAAUGAAUCAAUAGUAUAAAGUGAAAAGGUAAUUCAAGAGCCACAAUAAAUUAUGUUGCCAGUUUUUGGAGAUGAUGAACUGGCUUUUUAUAUCAAUCCUUAAGACUUGCCAGAUUUGGUUGAUGAAGUUUUGGACACAUAUUUAACACAUUCAAGAGUUUUUCUGGUUUUUAUGUGCGUUUAGAUGGUGGUAGAAAUCAUAUUUGAUUCAAUGGUUUGGAUUAAUUAGGACAGAAUCGAAAAACUACUAGCUCUAAUUUACAACAAGGUGCCUUUAGCUGACAUCCAUCAAAUGAUAAUUUUAUGCUCUUGCAUUAACAUUCUAUUUUAAUGCAUCUAUUAUGCAUCUGGAAUUACUGGUGCAUGGCGUAAAUCUUAUAAGACACUUAAUGUUUUUGGAAAUUUAUCAAUUUUAGGAAUGUUUUUACAAAUAUUUCUGUCUUACACUUAUCAAUUCAAUAUAUUGAUAUUUGCAUUCAGAGUGUUGUCGUGUAUUUAUGCAAAGUUCCUGAGUCACUUGAUCCUCAGUUUGAUCCUGUUACCUCAUUGACAUUUAUUAUUAAUAUCAUAUGCGCUAAAAAUAAGAACUAUUUAAAUUUAUAA